AUGAAAGCUGUAGUACUGCUUUUGUUUUUGUGCCUGGCUGUAGCCAGUGCUGAAUUGAGUCCCAGGAAAAACUAUCCGGACUCCUGCACCAGCGUCAAACCCAAAAAAAAUGGCAUUUAUACGAUACAACUGAGUAACGGCCAGGUCAUUGAUGUUUUUUGUGAUGUGUAUCUAACUGGAGAUCCUUGGCUGGUCAUACAGCGACGCACGAAUAUCGAAACGAAUUUCUAUAGAAAAUGGACAGCCUAUCAGCAAGGAUUUGGUCAGAUGGACGGCAAUUUCUUCAUUGGACUAAACAGACUCAAUAUUUUGACAAACAAGCGGCAUGAGCUUUAUAUCUAUUUGGUGGACUAUGAAGACAAAAAACUUUUUGCCAGAUAUUCAGAGUUUGCAAUUGGCAAUGAGGCCAACUUGUAUGGCCUUAAUGUAUUGGGCACUUAUUCAGGCAAUGCUGGAGAUUCUUUGAGCUAUCAUAAGAAUAUGAAGUUCAGCACCUACGAUAAAGACAAUGAUUUGGCUUAUGCAACAAAUUGUGCUGUGAACUUUACCGGUGCUUGGUGGUAUAAAAAUUGUCAUGAAAGCAAUCUGAAUGGACUUUUCUUGGAAGGUGAUUACAGCUUGGAUCAAUUUGGGCGUGGCACAUCUUGGUAUAGUUGGAAGGGACACUUCUAUGGCUAUAAAUAUAUACAAAUGAUGAUAAGACCGAGAUAG
Drosophila busckii is the source of this 711-nucleotide messenger RNA. RefSeq names its product ryncolin-4-like. The record is from RefSeq and is a predicted model, not a curated record. NCBI's taxonomy places the organism in Eukaryota, Metazoa, Arthropoda, Insecta, Diptera, Drosophilidae. Bases 1 to 711 code for a protein of 236 amino acids. The transcript has 2 exons.